Messenger RNA from Camellia sinensis, 4503 nucleotides. NCBI's taxonomy places the organism in Eukaryota, Viridiplantae, Streptophyta, Magnoliopsida, Ericales, Theaceae. The record is from RefSeq and is a predicted model, not a curated record.
UCUCUCUCUCUCUCUCUCUCUCUCUCUCUCGAAAGAGUUCAAUCUGCAUGAUCGACCCUACUCUGUUUUCUUAGAGGUCUUGGAGCUCACAAGGCAUUGUGAGGUCAACUUUGAUUAACUGUGAGACAUAUCCUUGUGUCUUCUUCAUUCUUUGUUUCCAGAUCGACUAGGGAUUAUUCAUUUUGGUUUGAAAUUCAAAAUUUUCCAAGUUUUGGAGAGUAGAUUUGUGGGACGACAAUUCCUCUUCACUUGAUAACUCCGUUUGGUUGCUGGGAAAAUGUUGGAAAUGGAAAGAAAGAAAUCUAAAAUCUGAAUUUUGAUUUUCUUGGUUAUAUAUGGGGUCCAAGAAAACAUUACAAAAAAGAAAAAAAGAAAAAAGACCAUAAUGCCUUGAUAUAUCAAAUUUGUUUUCUUUUUCUUUUGUGUUCCUCAUUUUGUAGCUUUGAAUAGAUAUUUCUCUCUGCAUUUUUUAAUCUUGAUUUCUGAAUCUUCUCGUUUUCAAAUGGGUAUCUAAUUCUUUGCAAUUAUUGGAGAAAUAUUGAUUUUGGUUGUACAUGUUGAUUUUGUUUUCUAGUUGGUUGAUGCUCAUUUUGUAUUUCUUGAUCUCGUCUCUUUGCUUGGUUCAAUUUGACGGGCUUUAAUUGCUCUGUUUUCUAGAAGUUUUUACCCAAUUGUUUUUUCUUGGUAAGCUUUUACCCAAUGGUUUUGUUUGUACUGUGUUAAAUUGUCAACUACUGAUGUUUAAGGACUCAUCAACUAAUGUACUGGGUUGCAUUUUCUGUCAAGCAUAAAUUCCUGAAAAUGGAGGUAAGAAUAUGAAAGUUUUUGCUAUGAUUCAGAACAUAAAAGGGAAAUUUAGCAGCAUAUGUACAGAAAAUAUAAAAAUAUUUGUCUGAAAGGCUGUCUACUACACAAUCACUAGUGGUUCUCUUCUGUUGCCACAAAAAUUAUCACUAAAUUGCCUCAUAGAAGUUGUUAAUUGUUGCAAUGCUCACAAAUUGUGCCAAAUGAUGAUAAAUCAACCUGGGGUAAAUUAAGGGUCUAAAAGUCAUGGCUCUUUGGUAUUAAACAGCUCUAUACCUUAUUUAUAUUUUCUGAUAAAAUAUAUUCGGGCGCAUUCCUGACUUUAGGAAGAAAUGCAUGACUUAGUAGAAAGCCCAGUUCAAGCCAUAUAGGUUCGUGAUUCAACUUUGAUUGUUAUGACUCGUACCACGGUUGAGUCCUAUUAUAGGCUGUGAUUCCUGGUUUUUAAUCUAGCUGCCAAGGGUUCUUCCUUACCUAGCUCAGGAAAGAGGUGCCAACUAACUUACAUUGAUUCUUAUUGUAGAAAGGGGGAAUUAGAAGUCCAAAUUUGUAUAUCAGUAGGCAACUAUGAAGCACGAACACUUCUAAGAAGGUGACAUGUCCAUGUCGGACACCGACACUUUUCAGACACUUCCCAAUGCAUGUCAGACACUCAUCCAAAUGUGUCUUAUUUUAUUUUAUCUUUUUUUAGAUCUGGACACUUUUUGAACACUUGGGGAUGCGCGUGUCCAUUGUUUGGACACACAUAAAACUAAUUAUAAGUUUGAACAAAAUAAUCUAGGGUACAAAGACAAAACAAAAUUAAUGUAGAUUUACAAAAAUUAGUGCUAUGUUGCUUUUUUUUUGUUAUUAUCUUUGAAUGAUAUAUUCAUAUAUACAGCAUAUAAUAAAUAUAUAAAGAAUUAUAUAUUUUAUGUGUGUCCUUCAUGUGUCAUGUCCUAUAUUUUUUGAAAAUUGUUGUAUUGACAUGUUCGUGUCGUAUCACUUGUCUGUGUUCACGCUUCUUAGAAUCUUAGGUAGGCAAUAAGGGAUAGAAACAUGCCACAAUGUCAACAAAGUGGCUGAAUGGUGUAUUCGUCAAGUGAUUCCUAUAAUGAACUUGAAGUGAUUCCUAUAAUUGCAAGUUUUGCACCAAAGCAUUUUAUUUUUUUAAUCUAAAAAGCCAUUCCAUCUAUUAUUUGAAUAUAUUGAAUUUUGUCUCUGUCUUUGCAUUCGGUUUGUGGAUACGUAGGUAGCUGCUUGAUGGAACUCCACCACACUUGGAGAUCCAAAGUAGAAAAUAUCAGUGUUUUAUGCAAAUCACUGAUUGGAGAUCAUCAUUUUCAUUUAGAAUCAUCAAAUUGCAAUGUUUAGCAGUUUCAGGAGCUGAAAACAAUAUUUUCUAGCACUGGAUUCUAAUGGCCUUAUUUCACUCUUGAUUUUUGAAUUUAAGAUAUUUACCUUUUAUUUCAUUCUAUUAGAUUCAGAGUCUUUUCUGGAACCAUUUCUUUACCUCCCUAGCAGUGUGUAGCUUUUUAUACACCAGUUGUACAUGGUUGUGCAUCUGUUUUGGUGUCUUUAAAGACAAACAUUACUUUGAUUAUCUGGAAAAUUAGAUGCUCUAGGUUGUUAUGCUUUGUUUUGUACUUUUACUCGCUUACGAUAUUUCUUUAGCAGCCUGUGAGUUCCCUAUUCUGGAGCCCCUUCUCACUUCAGCAGCUUGUCCUUUAUUUCACUUUGUCCUGAUAUGCAUUUUGUUGCAGGUUUCAUGAGUCUUAUCUGAAUUUAGAAACCCUUGCCUUUCUAUUCUCUAAGGCCAGUAAACAUGAAGGAAGAAAAUCUUGCUAUUGCUAAUGUUGGGGAGCCUACUGUUAGAAUGACACGAGCUCAAGCUGCUGCUUGUCAUGCAUUUGGAGGGAUUCCACCUUCUGAAGCACUGAAGCAGCAAGGUCAAAAGCAGGUUUUACGGACAAGUUCAAAAAGAGCAGCUUUAGAUGAGAUGAAUAGCAGUGCUUCUGCUGCUGCACCUGUUCAGCAUAAGAGGAGGGCAGUGCUUAAGGAUGUCACAAAUGUUUGCUGUGAAAAUUCCUAUAAAAACUGCCUCAUUGCAGCUAAAAUUCUGAAAAAGAAUAGCAAGCAGGCCAAUAAAGGUUCAGUGAAUGUUUCCAAGGUUGCCCCCAGUGUAGCAGUCCAAGUGCACCAGCUUCCAGCUGAUUCCAAAACAAACAUUGCUCAAGAAACUGCAAAUACAGAACUUAAAUCCUUAAAAGUUGAAUGUCCGGUGAAGGAAAGCAACAUAACCUCUCAGCUAUGUGCAGUGAGUAAUGUGAAAGGUUGUGAGAUUGACAAACCUCAACUCGGAAAACAAAGUAUUGGAAUAGCUCAGCUCGGAAAACAAAGUAUUGGAAUGCCUUCACAACUACAAAACUUUUCAAAGAGAGAGAAAGUUGGCGUUUGUGGGAAGUUGAUGUCUACCAAUCCGGAUGUAAGAGACAUUGAUUCUGAUCACAGGGAUCCUCAGUUGUGCAGCCUCUAUGCCCCUGAUAUCUAUAGCAAUUUACGUGCUGUGGAGUUUAUUCGAAGGCCAUGUUCUAAUUUUAUGGAAACAGUGCAGCGUGAUAUCACUCAGAGCAUGCGGGGUAUUUUAGUUGACUGGCUCGUGGAGGUAUCUGAGGAAUUCAAGUUGGUGCCAGACACACUGUACCUCACUGUGCAUCUUAUUGACCUGUUUCUCUCUCAAAACUACAUCGAAAGGCAAAGACUAAAACUACUUGGCAUCACCUGCAUGUUAAUUGCCUCGAAGUAUGAAGAGAUUCAUGCACCGCGUGUGGAAGAAUUCUGCUUUAUCACCGACAACACUUGCCCUAGAGGAGAGGUACUAACAAUGGAGAGUCAAGUCUUGAACUAUUUGGGAUUUCAACUUGCUGCACCCACUGCAAAAUCGUUUUUGAGGAGAUUUUUGAGAGCAGCACAAGCAAUCUACAAGACCCCUAGUCUUGAAUUGGAAUUCUUGGCAAAUUAUCUAGCAGAAUUGACAUUAGUUGACUAUGAGUUCUUGAAGUUCCUUCCUUCCAUAAUUGCUGCAUCGGCUGUAUUCCUUGCCAGAUGGACAUUAGAUCAGUCAGGCCACCCAUGGAAUGCAACACUGGAACACUAUACAAGUUACAAGGCGUCAGAUCUGAAAACCACGGUUCUUGAAUUACAAGGUUUACAAUUGAAUGCCAAUGGUUGCCCUCUUAAUGCUAUACGUGCGAAGUACAGGCAAGAUAAGUUCAAAUCUGUAUCAGCUUUGUCCUCCCCAGAACUUCUCCAAACACUGUUCUAAUGGAGUACUAACAUAUCACAGUCACUUUUACCUUACCAGAUGGGAGUUUCCUCCAGAUUUUGGCCGCUCGCUCUUCCUGGAGGUUGUAGCUCUUGUCUAAUCUUAAUCUAUUUUUUGUUCCUUUCUCAUUUGCUUCUCCAUUUAUAUUCGUUUUCGACUUGGUUUCUUAUCUUCCUUUUCAAUAUCUGUUCAUAAUUUUAUUUUUUUUCAACUUCUGUUAGGGUUUGGUUCUUCCAAACCUGGCUUUUGUAAGUUGAAUCCAAGAUCUAGGCAUGUUUAAAGCCAGUAAAUGUUAAAAUCUGUCUUUGUUUGCAAACUAUAGGUUGUAAGUUAGCAAGAAGAUGAAUGGCAUUAACUGUAUUAACUUUUGUUGCUAAUGCAUCCACUUUAAUGUA